Messenger RNA from Xyrichtys novacula (pearly razorfish), 10792 nucleotides. The record is from the annotation of a GenBank genome assembly. Lineage: Eukaryota; Metazoa; Chordata; Actinopteri; Labriformes; Labridae.
GUCUUUCCUGAAUGUGAAUGCGCUUUCUCUUGACCUAACCUGUUUUUCCACUCUGUCGUCACUGCGGCACCUGAGAGGAUCCACUUACCGGAAGUGAAAGGUUGUUGUCACCUGGGCGGACUCCUCAGGUGAGGCCUCGCAGUUAUUGCAGACAGAAACAUCGAUACAACGAACAAAAAGUUGGGAAUAUUGUUCUGUCUUUGUGAGAAACCUUUCUGUUCAUCUUUUUUGUGUAUAGUGAAGAAGGAAAGUAGUCGUGUCUGAAGAGAAGGACCAAACUUAUCGGUAUGUCUCUCGGCGGGCUGGUUUCGGUGGCUUUGUUCCUCCUCGCAGCUACAGGUGAGUGAUCGUAGAUCUACGUUAUUUUUUGGUUUGAGACCAGUAACCGUCCAUUUAGUCCCAUUUAUCCACAAACUCACCAACAAAAACACGAAUAUCUUCAAACAAUGAGUUAAAUAAACAGUUACGUUGUUGUUAUUCAUCCUCAAAUAACCCCAGGCCUGGUCCCGUGUUGGCCUAGUCAGCAAUUGUUAUGUUGGUCUGAUUUUAGGAGGUGAGUAAGAAGAAAAAAGUAGUUUUUUCACUUUUGAAGAAAGAAAGAUGUUGCAGGAUAUGUUGCAAUUCUGUUUGAAUACGAAAUAACAGCAAUACAAGUUCAGGAGUUGGAAGUCCAGGCCCAAAGCAGCUGUUAUAGCCAUAAAAAUGUGGAGGUGUGUUGAGAUGAGGUUUAAAGUUUCUUCCUUUUUUUGAUAAAAAAAUAACUCAAUCAAGUUUGUUUAUAGAGCACUUGAAAUACAAUCAAGCUCAUACAAAGUGCUGUACAUAAUAACAUAAAAAACAUACAACAACAAUAAAUAUUUGUUUUAAAAUAUAAUAAAUAGCCAUAAAAAAGUUAGUAAAAUAGUUUUGGGAAUACCUGUUAUUGUAGUGUCUUUUUACAAAAAGUGAUUUUACAACCAUGCUUAUGAACGUUAAACUGAGACAACAAGAUAAGUAAUGAUCACUCACAAGAUUUAAAAAGGAUUGAUUAUUUUUCUCAUGUGAUUUCUAACCUCUUUAGGAAGAAUCUUUCAAAAUUCUGUGGUCAAGCAGGACUCUUUCUUUCAUUUUGCAUGUUAUCGUAUAACUGUAAUAGAUGUUUGUCUGUUACACAAGUAAACUUAACCUAAAUGUGUGAACCACAAAUCCAGCUGCUGGUCCCGGGGAAAGGUAUAAGAUCAUAAACUUGUAGCAUGGGAUCUGCAAAUUCAGAUUCCUACAACAUGUGCGAAUUGAAUUUGUAAACCUGCAAUUUAGUACAGCUUCUCUGUACCAAAAUAUCACUCACACAUUUCAUUGGGGUGUCAGCGUUGUGGGGUUGUGUUGGUAGGGUUUUAAAACAGAGUAGUUCUUCUAGAUUUGUUUUGAUUAUAGUAAUUAUUCCUCCAGCUGCUCCCCGGGCUGGUCAAUGCUUUGCUCUGCUGUAAAUCUCAUCAGUGCACCUGCAGCACAGUCUGCUUUAUGGAGGAGCUUUAAGGCAUAUCGCUUUGAAUCUGUUGCUGUGAGUAGAAACAUUUACAACACACUGGUUUUCUCCAGCACUCUGACCUGCAGAUACUCCCUCUUUUUUAACCUCGUAGGAUUUUUAUCAUUACCCCAACCCUGAAACUUGCCAAGUAUGCAAACAAAGGAGUCAUGCAGAGCUCCGGUUUCAUUUUACACCAGAGGCUUAUCUCACCAAACCAAAACUGUGACUGUGCUGCCUUAUCUCUGCCAAGAUGCCCGUGAGAAAUAUCUGCAGGGUGUCAUGGAAUAACAUUAAAGUAUCUACAAAGACAACGUGGAAACUUUGAUUAAUGAGAGUACAAUAUUAGCACACAGCCUCAAUUUAAGUCUUGCCUGAAGUUUAGUUUAAAUUUAGCAUUAAGUCAAUGAUUAACUGGCCUUUGCUGCUUAUCUGUGAAGCUGAAGCUCCUCUGAAUAACACAAGUCUACCAGACAAUAAGUAAUUACACAAAUCCUAACACACCCAAUAAUUAAAGUAAUGGCAGUGGAGUAAUGUAACACAAAAAAGAUGCACACAUGAUAUGUCAGACACUUUAUAACGUAGGCGCAUGUUUAUUUUGUAUGGUAGUAGAGUGCUGCGCCUGAAAAGACCCAGUAUCUACUUCAGUGUUGACAGUUUCACCGGAAGUUUUCUGGCUCAGUCGUCAGGAAUGAGACACUUUUAUGUUGUGGUCACACCCUGAAGGCUUGUGAGCAUGCUCAGAGAGUUUGAGAUGGUAUGUGUGCUUCAGUAUUGACUGCUAUUUUUUUUUAAAAUCUGAUUUAGCAUGGCAUUUUAUAAAGUAUGUCUUUCAAAGAUACAGUUAAAAAUAGAGAUAGAGGGAGUUGGAUGUAUGAAAGUAUCCUUUCAUUCAUUAAUAAUACAACCAUAGGCAUUCUAACCAAUAAAGCUGAUUAAGAUUAAAUUGUGCACUAAAAUUUUGCUUGAAAAUGGGUUAAAGUUAUUAAUCCUAUUUCACUUAUGACCCCACUUUUAUAAAAGUUAAAUUUACGUGAAAACAGCUAAAAGACAACAUAUGUGUUGAAACAAGAGUCUUUAUGGUUUUAUAAAAAAGUAAUGCUUAAUUCUAAUUUGAUGCAAGCAACACGUUUCAACAAGGCUGGGAUGGAGACUACAAAAAUGUGAAAGAGUUGUGUAAUUCAGACAAAAACACCUGGAGGGACCUCUUCAGAAAAAUGAGUUUAAUUUGUAACAGGUUAGUGACGUAACUGUGUGUGCAGGAGCGUCACAGAGAGGCCCAGUGUCUCAGAAGUAAAGAUGGGAAGAGGUUCAUCAAUUUGUGAGAGGCUGUGUGAAAUUGGUUAAACAAUUUCAGACAACUUGUUCCACAACAUAAAAUAGUGUAGUGAGGCGAUACUUUUCUGAACUGUUUUUGACCAAAACCCCACAAGAAGGGAGAUCUACAUGUGGUCUCCAAUACAAGUCUUUAACAAGUUAUCCAGGGGACUCUCAUUAGGUCCCAAGAGAUCAGACAAUAUAGGCCUUUCAUACUUAAAUUCAGGUAAGACUUCCUACCAUAUGGAGACAAGGACCAACAUCUAGACUCUAAAAUCUAGAUUCAAAUCAUAACUUAUUGGAUGAGACACCUGUUACCCUGUUCUUUUGGUGCAAACAGAAGAACUACAAAGGGUGUAAUGUGGAUGUUUGAUGGACUGUACAAUAUGAUUUUCUGUCCAUGCAUAACAUUUGCAGUAAAAUGGUCUUUAUCUCAUCCUUCCAGGUAGCCCAGUAGCCGAGAAAUUAAUGUGACAGAUUAAAUCCAGAGUUUAUGUACUUUCCAGAGUUAAAAUAAUUGAAUAUGAAUCAUAACCUACGUGACAGAAAUAGUUUAGAAAUUUUUGGUUCAUAUUUUGAUCAUUUGAACACAAACCGCCGCAUUUGUGGUUUUAAAGACUGCAGAACUGUAUCUGCUGUUGAGGGAUUUGUCCCUUUGACUCUCGUUCCUGUGAAGGAUUUCAUUGAACCAAUCCGCUCAUGAGGAGACGGUGUAAAGCUCUGGCUGUGUUUGAGGGUACAGAUGCUGUCUGCCCUGAGAUGUUAACCCUUUGUUUUCAGGGGAGAGACUGACUCAUUAAAAGAUAAGGUCUUAAAAGAUAAGGUCCUUUUAAGGGGGCAGAGCCAAAAGCCCCUUCCUAUGACCUCCUGUGACUCCAAACUUCUCCAAGUUCUUAGUUCAGUUACUUGUGUUGAGCCCAACUCUACACUGCCCUGUAUGGGGGUUUUUGGUAUUGAGCUGACACUUUUAUUAUCUACCAACUGCACAGUCUCUCUGUAUCUUAUACUUUUCUCUCCAUUAGAUAUCCAACCAAACAGACUCUUUCUCUUUAUGAGGUACUGAUAAAGUAGGUCAGUCAGUUUUUACUUUAAGUAAAACCCAUAAACCAAUCACCUGCAUUUCUUAACCGUAACCAAACAUGCCUGACACAAGAGAAUCCAGUCAGAGAGACCCCCUGAAGGACAAGCCCACAGUGUUGGCAAACAUGACCAGUCAGCUGACACAUGACUAAAAUUCAAAAAGCGAAACCUUCGAAUCUAGAGGAUGCAGUGGCUGGCCUACUUGAAACAAGCUUAGCCUUGACACUUGAAGACAAAGAGCUCACUCGACGCAUGUCCGUCAUGAUUUCAUCUCAGCUCGAGUGUAAAGACUACCUGUCUGUCAAAAUGAAGGCGCAAAGAGAGUGUUGUCAAAUGAAGAGGUGAUGCAUGAUGGGAAACAUGCCCCUGUCCCAACUUCUUAUAAAACGUGUUACUGUUAUCAAUUUAUUCACUAAACAUUAAUAUUUUUCAACUUUAAUGUGUUAUAUUUCUACUAUUUUUUAAUUUGGCUAAGAGUUUAAAUAUUUGCAAAUCAUCAAAUUCUGUUUUAUAAACAUUUUACACAACUUCCUUUUUUUGAAUGGGGGUUUUAUUUUUUGAUGAUGUCAUGGAUCACUUUAUCAAGACAUUAGACAAAUAUUAAAACAGCCUGUUGCAGGUACUCAAUGACCUGACGGAUGCAUUUAGAUCAUUUUAUAUGUCAGAGAGUGCAAACAAAAACACCUGUCAUCUACUGUAAAAUAACAAGGAUAAUAAAUUUUAUUUAUAAUUUGCUUUUACAGGUGCUCAAAGACGCCUUACAAAGAAAUAAAAUAAAAUAAAAUAAAAAGGACAAUUUAAAAUACCAAAAAUUUUGAGAAAUAAAACCAACAAUGUAAAAGUUUAAAAGAGACAGAUUAUGAAAAGACAAUAAAAGAACAGUUCACAAGUUAAAAGACAAAUAUUUUUUUUUUUUUUUUUUUGGUUUGGGAAGUGAUUUCCAGAGGGUGGGGGCAACAGCGGAGAAGGAUCUGUCCCCCCAAGUUCGGUGAAAAUCUGGGAAAUUUAGUCCGUUUUUGUAUCGUUAGAAGAAGAGCCAGAUAUGUGGUCAUUUCAAUGUGAUACAAAUAAAUGUAAUCUCAUUCAGUGUUUUAAACAAACAGAUGAAAACACAUGUAGUGUCUGGUUCCUGAAUUAGUCUCUUCCAUGUAGUUAUGAUAAAAUGACUCUAUUUUCCAGGCUGACAGAGCGCUCAUCUCUCAUGUUUUUCCCUAAAGACAAAAGUGUGGAGCUGAUGCUUAUCUCAAUCUGAACUGAAUCAUCUCAGCUGCAGUUUUUCCAGCCCUCAAAUCUCCUGCAGCUUCUUCUGUUCAUCUUUAUAAAUGUUACAACAGAGAAGGCUUUUAUCUCUCCUUACAGCCGGUGCUGGCUGCACAUGAGGGAAAUGAAAAUAUAUAUUUAUAUAUCCAAGCCUUCAUAUUCUCUUAAAACUACAUUUAUGUCGAAUGUUUUUUUCCCCAGUUGCGGAGUACUUAUUUAUCAUUAAUAUUGUAAUAUGUCUUAAAUUUUGAAAUGUCAGUGAGUACAGCUUGACUCAAUUAUGAUUGAGCAACACCCACAUAGAAGAUUCUCUGGCCAGUCAUUUGACGAUUGCUUCCACCCAGACUGAGUGAAACCGCAGUCGUGAAGGCUGCUGAGUCUUACAUGUUUACUUCUUCUUUUUAACAUCUAACACGUACGUCUCAAAAUGCGAUAUAAGAUCCUGAGAACUUCGGUGACUAAUUUGGUAACACGACUAGUGUUUAAAAAAAGUUUAACAAGUCAAGCUUUGCUCGCACUGUAAUACUUCCCCUCUGUUUGCUGUCUCUGCUAUUUUUGUGCGGAUCCUGUAAUGUCUCUCCAGGAUCAGUAGCAGCCUAUUAUGUACGACUUUGAAACCUAAUUUUUUUGUUUUAUUAUAUUUUUUGUGUCCAGGUGUGGGUGGCUUUUCAGUCACUACCAGUAACGCAGAUGUGCGAGUGAAGGAGAAUGUGGGUAAGUCUCAACCAUCAUGAAUAAAUGUAAUAGAGAGGAGACGCUAGAAAUGGAUAAAUAUUUUAUUGCUGACUUUUUUCAAAGUAUGAACACAAAUAAAGAUAGAACUACUGAGGUAAGGUUGUCCUGUCUCUUCUGUAGUUAUUGGUUAGUGUUAGAUUUCGUCUCUUGAUGUGUUAAGGCGUAUAAGGCGAGUCUACUCAUCGACUGACGUCAAACUUAACCAGAAAGAGAAAUACUGUAUAAUUUACUUCGCUUUUUUCUUUUUCACCACUUCCUUAAAGUUCAACAACUAAGAGGACAAAUAACUAGACAAGCUGUAUUUCCAGUUCAGCAACAUUUUCACCAAUCAUUACUUUGACAGUCAAUGUAAACUUUAAACCACUUCCCAGUUACAGAGAUAGAAUAAAAGCAGAAAAUUCUUUUAAGUUCAUUUUAUCUAGCUUUCACCUGAGUCUGCAGAAGUCUUAUGGUACAGUACAAAUGGCUGAUUUGUAUGAUGGCGUUGGUUCCUAAAAGUAAUCAAAUACAGGACUUUACCUUGCUGUAUGGCUGGGUGUCUCUCUGGAUGUGAACAAAUCAGUGCAGCCUCAGCAAACAUUUUUGGUGUUUUCAUGUAGCGUGUUUUCAUGUGGGGAACAAAUACUUGUGAUUUGGACUUAAGAGUUAGAUUUAUUUUUUGACCUAAAGAAACAUGCAGUGAUGUCUACAUAUAAAAUUCUUUGAAAAGAAAAGUAAAAUUAUUCAUGUAAGAGAGUGCUCUUCUAUUAUUAAUUAUAAACCCUUUGGUUUCAGGGACCGAUCUCACGUGCUCUUAUUCAGGUGACUUCGGUUCGAAUGCCAGAGUUGAGUGGAAGUUUAAGGACCUGAAAGGCUCUCAGGUGUAUGUGGUGUAUGGUGGGAAAGCAACAGGUAAAAAGCUUCACAAUCUUUGUGUGUGUGUCUGUUUCAACAAGUUGUUGAAUGUUUUGGGGCACUUUUGUCUUUUAAACAACUUUUGAUCUUAUUUGUUGGUCUGUCCAUCUGCUUUUCAGUUGGAUUUAAAACAACUUCAUGGAAAAAUUGAUGAAAAGUCUGUUGGGGUUAACUCAGAGUGUGACAUAGACUUAAUGAAAAAUGUCAUCUGUUUUGCUCGUUGCUCUUGAGCUACAGUAAUGAAGUCAAAAUUUAUAUAUUAAGUAUUUCUUCCUUGGCUAACAGAUUAUAAUACAUGAUAAUGAACUUCACAAGAAAGAAUUAUUUAAAAAAAAAAAAAAAAGGACCAUUUAUUCUGGGCGGCUUGAAGUGUUCUGACCAAAUCUCAAGUAUUUUAAAGGCUCAUUUAUGCUGCCUGUACAUUUGAAAAAGGCUAGGUAUGGUUAAUGCGAUAUAGCCGUCACUACCAGCACACUCCUACAACUCAUUUACAUUCGAAUGGAGGUGAAUGGUAUGUACACCAGAGGGCUCUUAAACAAACUGGUAUAGUUUGGACUCCCAUCUCUCCUCCACUACACUGUAACAGACAUUCGGUUUGUGUACCAUCCUGCCCAGCUGUUCUGUUGUAGUCGUCAGUUCCUAUACUCGUGCAAGCUAAAAUAAUCAACUUCCUUAAUCCGGUUGUUUCUAGCCAACCUGCACAAUCUUCACUCAAAAAGACACCUCAGAUGUAAUGGUGCUUAUUUGGUUUGAACUGUUUGCCACACUGCUUGACACUGCCCCUUAGGUUUUUUGUUGGUACUGCAGCAUUUGGUCAUUUGGCAUUUGCUUCUGUUUGCUCCUUCAGAGGUUAAAAAAAUAUGGGGAUAUGUGCUUUCUGAGCUUUUUUGUAUUUGUCGUGUAAUGCUACAAUUUUCCCUCAGAAUCGUAUGCCAAUCGAGUGACAAUGUACAACAGCAAUCUAAGAUUCACAACCACAACCCGUCGUGAUAAUGGAGUGUACGACUGUGAGGUGUCUGGAAACGGGCAGUUUGGGGAAGUCCGAGUGAAGCUGACCGUUCUUGGUAAGGAUUGGUUGCUUAGUCUCAUAUACUCAUCUUUACUUUUAUUACCCACCCAGACUCUGUCCACUACAGUAAUAUCACCUAUGAUCUGAUGUUAAAAGUUGAUGUUUAAGUACCUAAAUAAAGGUUGUAAAAUACUCCACAUGCUAACUGACUGUUAUGUCUUGCAGUGCCUCCCUCUGCCCCCUUGUGCAGGAUCCCCUCUUCAGUAACAACAGGCAGGACAACCCUUUUGUCCUGCCAUGAUGCCGAUGGUUCCCCACCCCCUAAAUACAGGUGGUACAAAAACAACGUUCUCCUGCCCCCUGAACCUAGCAAGAUCGCCAACUUCAAAAACGCGACCUACAGGAUCAAUGUUGACAACGGCAACCUGGUCAGCUACAAGCUAUUACUAUCAUCUCCUAUUUCCUUGUGGAAUCUAAAGCCUUCAGAUUUCACAUCAAACUCUGUCUUCUUCCUCAGGAAUUUUCCAGAACAGCAAAGGCAGACUCGGGUCAGUACUACUGUGAGGCUGUCAAUGAAGCUGGGCCUGCUCAGCGCUGCAAAGGAGCAAAAAUGGAAGUCCGUAAGUGCUUUUUUUUUCCUUAAUGGAAAAACCCCGGAGGCUGAGCUGCUUUCUUUGUUGCCCCAGGGAAUCAAACACAGUAAAUGACAGACGGUUUGUUUAAGUAUCCUGUGGAUUUCAAACCACUUUGAGCUGAUAGAGUAUGCCACCCAUCUUUUUCAAGGACUAUAGACUGGUUAGUGUUCACUAUUAGAAUACACCCUUUGGUUUUAUUAUCCCUCAUAUUAUCAAGAUACUCUGAAUUUUUGAGGAAAAGAUUUAGUGAAUCUUUUGCAAUGUUUUAAACUUACUGCAUCCUGGUGUUUAGAUGUACUCAAGCUAAUGAGCUUCAAUGUGAUUUUUUUUUUUAAGGUGAUCUCAACACUGGAGGGAUUGUUGCUGGAGUUAUUGUGGGCCUGCUGUUAGUGGCUCUGCUGAUUUUUGGUCUUUGGUACGCCAACAAGAAAGGAUACCUACCCAGUGAGUUUUCAGGAAUUUUAUGUAAAAUCCUAAAUGUGAAGGCUGAUCUUUUUGUUGAUCAUUGUUGUAACAUGUCGCUGAUCUGAAUGGCAGCACAAGGGAAAGAGUUUGGAGUGGGGUGCUGAUGGAAAAGUUGCAAAUGAAGGGUUUCUUAAUUUAAAUAUAUAACUACUUGGAACAAAAUCCCUUUACUCUUGGUCAUACAAUGGAAGAACAAAAAGCUUGUGCAGUCACAUCCUUUAUAGAUUCACUAUCAACAAGAGAAUACACCUAAAAAUCCAAGUUUAUCUACAAGGUCAAAGACAAGAGAUCAAAAGAACAGCCAGUUUUAAUUCAAAUAAUGUGGCUGUAUGCAUUACUGGCAUUCAAAAGUCAUGACAUGAAGAAGAUUCAGCGUUAACUUAUGAUAAUAAGAACAAAAUAAUUUUUAUCACAGUUUGGUAAUUAUUUAGGAUCCCCUUUUUCUGGGAUGUCCCUCUGGCUUGUACCCAUACAUAAAUAAUGUUCACAUUUUGUGCCCUCUUUUUUUUUUCAGCUUGCAAAAUUUAAAGGUGUCCAGCUGUGCUGAAAACAAGUCCCUUUAAAUCUCUUUUAUUUCUAAUUCUUAAAUAAUCCUAAAGCUCAAUGUCUAAGAUUUAGGUGAAAAUUUGAUCAGCCAAAGUGAAUGAAUAAGAGAGGCUGUCACAAACACUGCAGUACAAUACCAUCACAGGCAGCUUCAUAAAAAAGGCAGACUGUUGCACAUCAUUUGCAUUUCUGUAAGUACUUCAUCUUACUGAUGUUUCUUUUCUUCUGUUCACAGAGAAGAGAGAAAGGUAAGAUUUUUUUAUGCUCUGUAAUGGAUUUAAGUAGAUAAUCCACAGAUUUAUAUGCUGUUCAGACUGACUUCACACCAUUUUCUCUGUGAAUGUUGCCUUCAGAUUACAUGUAUAAACUAGUCUCAACCCAUUUUGACAUGUUUGACUGAUUCUCCCUGCAGCAAACCAAAGCCCAGUGUGGUGUACCAGCCUACAACGAUGUAUGGCGGCGGCGAUGAUGAUGAUGUAAGUAUGGCCUGACUUUUCAAGUUUAAGGCAGUUGUGUUGUUUUUCUCACGCUCCUGUAAUACAAGAAUAAAAUGUGUGUCUAUAAUCUAUAUUUGUCGAGUUUUUACUCGUAGGAAUAUGCUUCAGUUCUGAUAUUUGAUGUUUUUGUUUUUUAGGGGGAAUUCAAACAGAAGUCAUCAUUUGUGGUAUAGUCUGAAUCAAACACCCACGACAGAAGAACACCUCGGUUUUAAGUGUCUGCCAGCGCUGGAUUUUCCUCAAGUUCUCAGGAACGUCGGCUUUUAAAUUUGAUGUCAAGAUGCAGUUUUCUUUUUAUUGACCAGUGUGAUUGUAUGAGUUUGAACUGCGUGCUUUAGUGUUUUCAUAUGCAUUGACUUGUGCUCCAAGGUAACAUGAAAUGACUUAAUAUUAACAGGUAGAAGACCUCUUAUUUUCUUUUGAGAUCAGAUAUUUUUACUUAAAUGUUAGUAUUGUGUGUGUUGUGUGCAUCCCAUUUUCUGUUCUUUUUAAGAACACCUUUUUUUAAACAUGUUUUAAUGAUACCACUCAUUGUGAACAUAUCAAAUCCAUGUUAGUUUCUUAUUUAAGUGGACACAUGAAGUACUAUAGACACAACUAUCCACUGAAAAGGCUAUGGUUUUGAUAAAAAAAAAAGUUAGUCAGAUUUUUUUUUAUCCUAUCUUAGUUUGAAAUAAUGAUAGCUCCUGAAUAACCCAGCUGAGUGGCUAGCAAUCUGUUGUUUUACUGUUUUCAGCUAACAAAUACCUUUUUGUACAGUACUCUCUCUAACAAGUUUGUCACUUUUCUCCUUGUAAAUAAAACAAUUUUACAUCUAAAAUUUAGAAAUAAAUUGACACUGUUUCUAAGA